CGCUCUUAUUGCGAGGGACUAAUUCGGGGACAGUCUCAAAGGUUUAUCGAUAGCAAUAAUAAUCCCUGAAAGCAACAGUGCACCCCAACUGACUCCAUUUCCAUCAAAGCUUGUUAUGGCCCCUCGAAUCCUUCUCUGCGGCGACGUUUUUGGCCGCCUUAACCAACUCUUCAAGCGCGUCUCAUCGGUUAACAAAUCGGCGGGUCCAUUCGACGCGCUCUUGUGCGUUGGCCAAUUCUUCCCUGACUCACCGGAGCUGCUUGAUGAGUUUAUGGCAUACAUUGAAGGUGGAUCCCACAUUCCCCUUCCUACUUACUUCAUCGGCGAUUACGGUGUCGCCGCCCCUAAAAUCUUGUUGGCGGCUUCUAAGGAUUCUGCUAACCUUGGUUUCAAGAUGGACGGCUUGAAGGUUUGCGAUAAUUUGUUUUGGUUGAAAGGCAGUGGCAAAUUCAACCUCUUCGGGUUAUCUGUGACCUAUUUAUCUGGUAGGAAAUCGUCAAAUGUUCAGCAGUUUGGAACUUACAGUGAAGAUGAUGUUGAUGCUUUGCGUGCGAUAGCCGAGGAACCUGGAGUUGUUGAUUUGUUCUUGACUAAUGAAUGGCCAAGUAAGGUCACAAAUGGAGCAGCUGCUUCAGAUAUUCCUGCUGGAUUCUCAGAUUCUACCGGCAGUGAUUCAACCAUAUCAGAGUUAGUACAGGAGAUUAAACCACGCUAUCAUAUUGCAGGUUCUAAAGGUAUACACUAUGCCCGUGAACCAUAUUCCAAUGUUGAUGCCGUGCACAUUACACGUUUCAUAGGGCUUGCGUCUGUUGGAAAUAGAGAUAAGCAGAAAUUUAUUCAUGCAAUUUCUCCAACACCUGCAUCCACCAUGUCUUCAACUGAGAUUGCCAUGAAAACCACAAAUACCACCUUAUCACCAUACACAUCUGCGGAGGAAAAAGCUUCUCCAAAGGAUACUGUAAAGAGACCCAGUGACGGUAGCUCUGAUUCUCAACACUGGAGAUAUGAUGUUUCACAAAAGCGACAGAAAUAUGACACUGGAGAUAAGUUGUGUUUCAAAUUUACAUCUUCUGGCUCUUGUCCACGGGGAGAGACAUGCAAUUUUCGACAUGACACAGAUGCAACGGAGCACUGCUUGAGAGGUGUUUGUUUUGAGUUUUUGAACAAGGGAAAAUGUGAUAAGGGUCCUGAUUGCCGCUUUAGGCACAGCUUGCAGGAUGAAGGUGAUAAGCAUCCUUCUAAUAGGUCAAGAGAGUGUUGGUUUUGCUUGUCAAGCCCCAAUGUGGAGUCACAUUUAAUCAUAAGCAUUGGGAAUUACUAUCUAGCACUGGCUAAAGGUCCACUUGUUGAAGACCAUGUGCUGAUAAUACCUGUUGAGCAUAUGCCAAAUACUUUAUCUUUGUCUUCUGAAUCUGAUGCUGAGCUCUUAAGGUUUCAGAACAGUCUCAAGAGAUAUUUCAAGAACCAAGAAAAGGAAGUCAUAUUUUUUGAGUGGGCUUCUGUACGUGGCUUUCAUGCCAAUCUUCAGGUCAUUCCCAUUGCGUCUUCCAAAGCAGUUAUGGUUGAAAAAGCAUUCAACUUAGCUGCACAAAAGUUGGAAUUUAAAUUUGUGACAAAGAAAUUUGAUAGUAUUUCUGAUGGAAGAAAGUUUUUGAAGACGCAAAUCGACGGGAAUUCAAGCUUGUUCUAUGCUGAAAUACCAGGAGGUACAAUUUUGCUGCACCAUGUUGAGGAGAAAGACACAUUUCCUGCCCAAUUUGGACGUGAGGUUCUGGCAGGGUUGCUUAACAUGGCAGAUAAUGCAGAUUGGAGGAAUCAUAAACAUAACAAAGAUGAAGAGUUGAAAAUAGUUGAAGAUUUCAAAGACCGAUUUGAAGAAUAUGAUCCAAACCAUUGACUGUGUUCAUAUAUUAAAUUAUCUAUUUACAGUGAUGUCAUGAUGAUUUUGUUGACUCGGCGCAUCUAUCAGUUACAUACGCCCAAUCGCUUGGAGCACAAGAUUUCAAACUAAGGAUGCAAGAUAGUCCUACAGGAUUUCAGUCGGCCACUUUCAUCAGCGGUUCCUGCGGUGAGCUUCACUUUCCUGAAGCUCGUGUCUCUAAAAUCUGAAUGGAACCUUUUAUGUGACUAUAUAUGCACAUUGUAUGGACACCUCAAACUUGGUAUUGGCAUUCUGCAUAUUUUCCAGGCGGUGAAUGGCCAAGCCGAAUUAGCUAUCCUAUCGCCUAGGCUUUAUACGCUGGUCAACAAGCAGCUGCCACAUUCAUGUUUUGAAACAGUUAGAUUUGCAUCUGCUUUAUGUAAGUUAAGAUAUUCGUAUUUGUUUCGAGAGACUGGGAAGUUGAGGGUAAGAAUGAAAAUUUGUUUCAAAUUUAACAAGCAAUCAGUAUCCUUUUAUUCGAUGUUCA
This is a messenger RNA of Trifolium pratense (red clover), 2408 nucleotides long. RefSeq names its product zinc finger CCCH domain-containing protein 64. NCBI's taxonomy places the organism in Eukaryota, Viridiplantae, Streptophyta, Magnoliopsida, Fabales, Fabaceae. The record is from RefSeq and is a predicted model, not a curated record. Gene Ontology annotation, cellular component: post-mRNA release spliceosomal complex. Gene Ontology annotation, biological process: mRNA splicing, via spliceosome. Gene Ontology annotation, molecular function: metal ion binding; RNA lariat debranching enzyme activator activity.